This is a messenger RNA of Danio rerio (zebrafish), 2761 nucleotides long. It is a transcript of the gene prrx1b, whose product is annotated as paired related homeobox 1b. Lineage: Eukaryota; Metazoa; Chordata; Actinopteri; Cypriniformes; Danionidae. Gene Ontology annotation, biological process: regulation of DNA-templated transcription; regulation of transcription by RNA polymerase II. Gene Ontology annotation, molecular function: DNA binding; DNA-binding transcription factor activity, RNA polymerase II-specific. The record is from RefSeq and is marked provisional. Gene Ontology annotation, cellular component: nucleus.
ACGCUUUACACACAUGCAUCUGAAAGGCAUCAGCAUUUCUGGAUCGGCGCUCAGUCAACAACUCCGUGGAGCUCGAGGAGUUUUUUUUCUUAUUGACUACAUUGACAAAAGAGAUUACAUGGCUCUGAGUAAACGGAAUCAACAGACGUCGUGGUCAUCACAGUCACGUUAAGUUAUACAAAGUUUUAGACUAGGUUAACUCAACCUGGAUCUGUAGGAGCUGCUUUCCUAUAGGUAACGACCAAGAGACGGAGGCCCCGUUUUGAAGGCAAUGACUAUCUUGAGUUUGCCUUAAAUAUAUGCAAGGAGGAACUGUUUUGGUUAGUAUAAUACACUUGCCAAUUUUUAUCGUAUUUGCGUCAUGACUUCUAGCUAUGCACAUGUAAUGGACAGACAAGCAACCAUAUCCAGCAGACUGGAGAGUCCCAUUACAGCCAACCUGGAAAACCUGCAAGCCAAAAAGAACUUCUCGGUGAGCCACCUGUUGGAUCUAGAGGAGGCAAGAGAAAUGGUCGGUUCUCAGGUGGAUGAAAGUGUUGGCGAAACGGGCAGGACUAUGCUGGAAUCUCCGGGUUUAACGAGUGGCAGUGAUACAACACAACAAGAGAAUGAGCAGCUGAACUCAGAAGAAAAGAAGAAGCGGAAACAGCGGAGGAAUAGAACCACGUUUAACAGCAGCCAGCUGCAGGCGCUGGAGCGAGUGUUUGAGCGGACACACUACCCAGAUGCCUUUGUUAGAGAGGACUUGGCACGUAGGGUCAAUCUUACUGAGGCUAGAGUUCAGGUGUGGUUCCAAAAUAGACGGGCAAAGUUUCGGCGGAAUGAGCGGGCGAUGCUGGCCAGUAAGAACGCUUCACUUCUUAAAUCCUAUUCAGGAGACGUAACAGCAGUGGAACAGCCUAUCGUGCCCCGACCCGCACCACGUCCAAAUGACUACCUAUCCUGGGGAAGCGCAGCCCCAUACAGCACCAUGGCAACCUACCCACCCACUUGUGCCAACACCACUUCCACCCAGGGAAUGAAUAUGGCCAAUAGCAUUGCUAAUCUGAGACUGAAGGCCAAAGAAUACAACCUCAACCAGGUGCCUACUGUCAACUAAGCCUGAAAAGAGGGACGGAAUGAGGGGACGUAAAAAAGGAAGACACACUGAGAAGAGAAGAUCUCAGAAGAGCUGGACUGGUUUAGCGGUAACAGUGAUUUUUCUGGCUUUCUGCAGUGUUAAAGCAGAGUGGAUAUGACUUUUGGCCCCCUCCUUAAACAAUGAAAUUGCGUUGUUGUCCCUCUCAAUUGGCUUUUUUCUUCAUCAUAGAUUAAGGUACGUUUUUGAGAAACUCAAUCUCAUUUUGUACUGAUAUGAAGAUUGUAAAGACAGCACAUGUUCUGCUUUUUGGAGAUCAAAUCAACGAGAAGGGCUCCGCUAAAUCACAAAGAAGUGGCAGACGAAGUGCCUGGAUGCUGUAUGCUGUUCUUUCCAUGUUCUUUUUGGCUUUAUUUUGGGUCAUCCGGAUGGAAAGUAAAGAAACUUUCAAGGAACACAAUGGAGGACUGUUUUGCGCCAUUCACCACUGAAUGGUUUAAAUUACACCAGAAUUUUAAUGUGGAGAUUUGGCAACAAAGUGGCUUAAAAUGUCUCCACGUCUGCCUUUGGUAAAAUAAAGACACAUUUGUGGACUAUAAUCAGUAUAUGAGAUGUUUACAACUGUCAGUGCUAACGGAAGCAUUAGGGCCGGAUUACAUAUUUUUAGGUCUGAAUAUUACACCACUCUUUAAGGUUAAUACGGUUCCCCAUGGUGACAUAUGUAUCUGUUCACAGUACACAAUUAUGUUUCAGUUUUGCCACAGGUGACUUUUUUUCAUUUAUUUUAUUUUCUUCUUAUAUUUGGAAACUAUAUAGUAAUAAAACAUUUUUAAGAAAUAACUCUUAUGUUAUUGUGAUUGACAAUCCUGCAGCUAAAUAGAUUGUGCCAUUUUAGCUAAAUACUCACAUUUGAGGAGCUGUUGCAGGCAAUAGUAUUACUAGAAUCAGGACCUUAUUAUAAUAUAUCCACAUGUAACAUUUCCUGAUUUAUGUUAAACACCAGUGCUAAAAAAUAAGUUGUGCAAAUUAAUUUAGUUCUAUCUUAUAAAUGUUGAUGGUUAUAAACAUUUUUUAUUAUUAUUUGUUCUGAAACUAUGUGAGAAUGAAACUAGAUUUUUAGAUUUAUUUUAUAUUAAUUAAACAUUUCUGACCUGUUUUACAGGUAAAUUCUUUUAAUAGAAAACACUAUCAGGAAUGAUUUUACAGCAUGUUAAAUGCAAUGGCUGUUUUUUUUUAGCUAAUCCUGGUUGUGCUAUAAAUAAACUCUAUUUCUUCCACUUUUAAUUAAAACUAAAUUAAACUGGAUUUAUAUAAAUGUUUUGAUAAAAGUUUACUAUAUAUAUAUAUAUAUAUAUAUAUAUAUAUAUAUAUAUAUAUAUAUAUAUAUAUAUAUAUAUAUAUAUAUAUAUAUAUAUUAUAAUCAAGUAAAAAAAAAUUAUAAUGAACACCUCAUCAGCAUGUUAUGAUUAGAUAAUAGAUGUAAUACUCUCUUAUUGUGCUGGGAGAACAAUGUGAUGAAAGGAAUAUUUGAGAAUUAAUUUCCACUGUAACCCAAUCCUUUAAACUCAAUAUUUGUUGACUGUACAUGCGAAUGACAUCGCUUUGCCCAAUUUAAAGCAUUUUAGUUUCAAGUCCAACAAAAUGUAAAUUAAUUUACAACAGUAAAUGUGUUUGGAACGUGAA